Panthera uncia (snow leopard) is the source of this 1284-nucleotide messenger RNA. It is a transcript of the gene DNAJC4, whose product is annotated as DnaJ heat shock protein family (Hsp40) member C4. The record is from RefSeq and is a predicted model, not a curated record. Bases 321 to 1193 code for a protein of 290 amino acids. The transcript has 5 exons. Lineage: Eukaryota; Metazoa; Chordata; Mammalia; Carnivora; Felidae.
GGCCGCGAAAUCCGUGAGCGCAGCGGAGGCGGGGCUUGGCGUGGCCCCUCCUUCACCUCCUCCCGCCAGGGUGGUGGGGAGAGGGUCUCCGCGUCCGGGACUGGUUGUCCCGGACGCCGAGACCAGUGUGGAGGAGGGCCCAGGACGCGCGGGUCAGAAGCAGGGACAGAUUCAGGACACUGGGGUCUGGUCCCGAGUAAAGGAGGCCCCACUGCCCCUGGGUCUCCCAAGCCUGCUUCAGUUUGCCUUCGCAAGUAAACGGGGCUGGACCCUCCACUUUGGCCCCGGAGUACUUGACGUCUGGUCCCAUCCUGGUCUCAAUGCACUGCUCUUUGUGGCCUCGUUUCACCAGCCGUCUGCCUGUCGCCAUGCUGUCCCUGUGCCUGUGCCGGUUAUGGCCCCGCAGCCCUCCCACCCGGCUCUUCUCAGCGGCCACCGGGCAGCGGUCUGGCCCCAGGAACUACUAUGAACUGUUAGGGGUGCAUCCUAGUGCCAGCACUGAAGAAGUUAAACGAGCUUUCUUCUCCAAGUCCAAAGAGCUGCACCCUGACCGGGACCCCGGGAACCCGGCCCUGCAUAGCCGCUUUGUGGAGCUGAGCGAAGCAUACCGAGUGCUCAGCAGGGAGGAGAGCCGCCUCAGCUAUGAUCGCCAGCUCUGCUCAGCCACUUCUCCAAAGUCUCCAGGAAGAACAGCCCGUCCUGGGUCUGCUCAAGCACACAGCUCCUGGGAAUCCCCCAAUGCCCAAUACUGGGCCCAGUUUCACAGUGUGAGGCCUCAGCGACCGGAGUCGAGGCAGCAGCAGCACAAACACAACCAGCGGGUGCUGGGGUACUGCCUCCUGAUCAUGUUGGCGGGCAUGGGCCUGCACUAUGCUGCUUUCAGGAAGCUGGAGCAGAUCCACCGCAGCUUCAUGGAUGAAAAGGAUCGGAUCAUCACAGCCAUCUACAAUGACACACGGGCCCGGGCCCGGGCCAGGUCCGUCCCUGCUCUGUCCUGCCUUCUCUUUACUGUCCUGCCCUCACCCUCCGGGAUCCUCUGUCGUGACCACCCAGGUGCUCUCUCCCGCAGGGCCAACAGAGCCAAGCUCCAGGAGCGAGUGCAGAGGCAGCAGCUGCAGCCCCGACCUGGAGGCCCAGAGAUCCCAGAGAUCGUGCCUCCGGGCACAGGCCCCGGCCCCGGAGCGGCCCGCUAGGACGGGGCCUGCUCUGUGUUGUUACCUCCUUGCUAUCCCGAGGGACUCCCACUCCCCAAAACGCGUGCAAUAAAAUGAUUCUCAAAGCUCA